Gekko japonicus is the source of this 741-nucleotide messenger RNA. RefSeq names its product serotriflin-like. Gene Ontology annotation, cellular component: extracellular region. The coding region runs from base 1 to 741 and encodes 246 amino acids. Lineage: Eukaryota; Metazoa; Chordata; Lepidosauria; Squamata; Gekkonidae. The record is from RefSeq and is a predicted model, not a curated record. The transcript has 7 exons.
AUGUCUCUUCUCGUGACAGUUUUGGCUCUUGCCGUUGGACUCCAUCAGUGUGUUGGAAAUGAGAAACAUGAUGCAGCUUUUAAUUUGCUGUCAACUGAUUUGCCAGAGAGGCAGAAGGAAAUUGUUGACAAGCACAAUGACCUACGCAGAAAAGUGGAGCCAAAGGCUUCCAACAUGCUGAAGAUGGAAUGGAACGGGACGGCUGCAAAGAAUGCCAAAAGCUGGGCUGACGAGUGCGAUUAUAACCACAGUCCUCCAAGCAGAAGAACGAUUGAAAAUGGUCUAGUAUGUGGUGAAAAUCUCUUUUAUUCAAGCGUUCCUAAAUCAUGGUCGGAAGCGAUCCAGGCCUGGUUUGAUGAGAAGGCCGACUACAUAUAUGGGACAGGACCAAAGACAGAGAACGCAGUAAUUGGACAUUAUACUCAGCUGACUUGGUACAAAUCCUUCCUGAUCGCUUGUGCUGUGGCUCACUGUCAGCAUGACUUAUACAAUUAUUUCUACGUCUGCCACUACUGCCCUGCGGGAAACGUCCUGGGAGAAAAUUUUUAUAAGCCUUACAAAGAAGGAGAACCGUGUGGCGCCUGUCCCGAUGCCUGCAAUGAAGGACUCUGCACCAAUCCUUGCAAACAGGAAGAUGAAUUCUCCAAUUGUGUACAGUUAAAGGAAAUCCAUACAUGUGAGCACCCGUUCAUUAAGGAAAACUGUCCUGGAUGCUGUCAAUGCACUACAGAAAUACAAUAA